This is a messenger RNA of Astyanax mexicanus (Mexican tetra), 976 nucleotides long. RefSeq lists its product as uncharacterized. NCBI's taxonomy places the organism in Eukaryota, Metazoa, Chordata, Actinopteri, Characiformes, Acestrorhamphidae. The transcript is spliced from 4 exons. Bases 1 to 924 code for a protein of 307 amino acids. The record is from RefSeq and is a predicted model, not a curated record.
AUGGCCGUUCAAACUAUAAAAAAGCCUCACGGACGAGGCCCUCCCACUUUGGAGGCGGCACGACCCCUCCCAGGAAAAAGUGCCCAGAUUGAAUUUCUUAGCCCGGGCCCUGUUAGAUCUAUAGCUGGCAAGAGGAUCUCCACUGUUUUCGGGGCAAAAAAAUUGAAAAACCCAAGGAAAGGUCGAAGGACCACCAAACUCAGAUAUGCGGAAGAGGGCCCGAGUACGACGAACAUAUCCGAGUUUGGUGACGCUGGGGCCAACCGGCUCCAAACGUAUGCCUGUGCGUUCGGUGUGGCAAGCCGCAUCAAUCGCCGCAAGUUCGGUACCGGUCAGACGGCUUUGGACGUGGGAGGGGCCUGCGAGGGAGUGGGAGGGGCUAGGGCCGCAGGACCACUGCAGGCCACAAGGGGGCGGUCGUGUGCUUCACAUAUCCGAAACACUUGUCCCUACCACCUAAAGAAAGGAGAGAAGAAAAAGUGUCCUGAAAGACGACCUGCAGCCUUUCAGAAAUGGUAUAUCAAAGGAGCUGAUGCUGAACACGGUGCAGCGAGGUGUGGGAACACAUUACCAGGUUAUCGGGCACAAGCUCUACCGAGAACAGGACUGCAUGUUCCCGGCAAGACUAAAAACCUCUCACCAACCAAAAAGGCGGCGGUGCGCAGGUACAUGUGCCACUCGGAGGCAGUAGCCUCCAAGUUUUAUGUGCCACUUAGCACCGAGGAGGCCCGGAUGAAGAGGAGGAAGAGGAUGUACAGGAGGAAGAGUAGGUACAGGAGGAAGAGGACAGUGAAGAAGAGGAAGAAGAGGAAGAAGGCCCAGAAGAACCAGAAGAAAAAGAAGAGGCCGACCGCCACUCUGGAGAGGCCAUUCUCAGUUCUCCACGCUAUAAAACAUAAAGCAAAAGACAUUUUAAAAUAUUAAGGGAUGGGAAUUUUCUUUUUUGUGCAGUACAUUGCUUUAAUAUUUUUUUUGU